CAAAACAGAACCACAAUGGGGAGGCCAAAUCUCCCCGAAUACGGGCGCAUGUCAAUCACAGGCCCUCAUGUGAUGGCUUUUGCCGGUGACGUGCAGCCAUAUGGGCGCUGGCAUCGCAGCCUCAUAGCUGGUAUAUCUAAAAUGUUGACGAGGCUUUUCAGCGACCCCUCGUUGCUGCCCGACGUGCAGAAAUAUUCGGGCUGGGCCGAAGACAGCGACGGCGACGACGGCAAACUGAAAGACGACGACGCCGACCCGGACACCCAGGACGACAUGGACGACAUGGACGACCUGAGGGGAGACAGCCGGACGCACUCGGAGCACGCCGGCGAGGACGACGAAGACGACGAUGCGGAGGAGGACGACGAUGACGGCGAGGACACGGAGGGCGAGCGCCCCAAGAAGCGGGGCCCUAAGAAGCGCAAGAUGACGCAGGCCCGCAUCGAGCGCUCCAAGAUGCGGCGCGUCAAGGCCAACGCCCGCGAGAGGACCCGCAUGCACGACCUGAACUCCGCGCUGGACAACCUGCGCAAAGUAGUGCCGUGCUACUCCAAGACGCAGAAACUGUCCAAAAUCGAGACGCUGCGCCUGGCCAAGAACUACAUCUGGGCGCUGUCGGAGAUCCUGCGCUCGGGGAAGCGUCCCGACCUGGUGUCCUACGUGCAGACGCUGUGUAAGGGUCUCUCGCAACCCACCACCAACCUGGUGGCCGGAUGCCUGCAGCUCAACUCCCGCAACUUCCUCACCGAGCAGCCGUGCCCCGACGGCGCCCGCUACGCCUCGGGCUCCUUCUCCAUGCACUCAUACCCGUACCAGUGCGCCCGGCUGUCCAGCCCCCACUGCCGCCAGGGCUCGAACUCGCACCCGCUGGGCUCGCACGGCUACUGCCCGGCCUACGACCCGGUGUACGGCGGGAGCGCGUCCCCGGAGUACAACAGCCCCGAGUACGAGGCGCCCCUCAGCCCGCCGCCCCUGUCCAUCAACGGCAACUUUUCCCUCAAGCACCAGGGUUCGGCGUCUCCCGACAACGACAAGGCGUACCACUACUCUAUGCAUUACCCCGGCCUGCCCGGCUCCAGGCCCGGCGGCGCCCACAACCUGGUGUUUGGCUCCUCCGGGGCCCGGAGCGGCAUUCACUCGGAAAACGUCCUGCCUUACCACGACAUGCACUUACAUCCCGAACGAGCCCCCGCAUACGAAGAACUCAACGCCUUUUUCCACAACUAGCCACAAUCUGACCACUUUUAUCGGAAUCAAGACGUGAGUUUUGUUGAACUUCAUCCAGAAUUCCCCUUCUUGUUGUUUUUUUUUGCAAUGGUCAGGGAAACGAGCGGGAAGGGGCGCACAUGAAACACCACGUUGAUUUUUAAAGUAAUCAUGUUUUUUUUUUUCAUUAUUAUUUAAAAAAAAAAAAAAGAUGUACUUUGUAUUUGUGUUGAUGCCUGUUUGCAGUUUUCCCACUUUUACACAGGAGACAUUUAAAAAAAAAGAAAAGUUUCCUCCUGUGUACAUUCUGUGUUUUCAUUGCUUUUAAUUUAGCAGAGAACAAUAACGUUUUUUUUGUUGUUGUUUGGCAUCUAUGCAAAAGCAGACAUGACAACACACACUUAAAAAAAAUACACUUUUCUCUCUUUUUUGUUAUUUUAUUACCAAGUGAACCAUUGCACUGUAUUAUUUAUUGUAUUAUUUUAAUGUAUUAAAUUAUCAUUCUGCACAUCUAUUUAUUAUUGUUGGGUUUUUUUAUGUAAUUAAUGUGAACAGUCAUGAAGGGAUUCCAUGUGCUUAUUUAUUUAUUUAUUUAUUUUCCAUGGUUCAACUUUGUAUUCAAUCAACUGUGUGGUUAAAAAAUGAAAUAAAAUGACAAAAAGCGA
Nerophis lumbriciformis (worm pipefish) is the source of this 1871-nucleotide messenger RNA. RefSeq names its product neuronal differentiation 2 (gene neurod2). Gene Ontology annotation, cellular component: nucleus. Gene Ontology annotation, biological process: positive regulation of transcription by RNA polymerase II; nervous system development; sensory organ development. NCBI's taxonomy places the organism in Eukaryota, Metazoa, Chordata, Actinopteri, Syngnathiformes, Syngnathidae. Gene Ontology annotation, molecular function: DNA-binding transcription factor activity, RNA polymerase II-specific; protein dimerization activity; E-box binding. The record is from RefSeq and is a predicted model, not a curated record.